AUCAUGAUGUUUAUUAAGAUUUCUGCUUAAAAUAGAAUUUUCCUUCAAAUAAAAUUUAACCAUAAUGCCCUUUGGAUUUAAGUGUGUGAAGAUUGAAUCUAAAUACCACUAGAAUUUAUCUUAAAUGGCUGGGAUUGCUUUAUUAAAGGGAUAUGGAAGUGAUAGCGAGGGAUCAGAUGAAAGUAGUGAGAAUAUUUCUCUUGUUGAUUCAACGAAAAGUAUUAUUGCUUUGAAAGAAAAAUUUCAAAUCAACGUUGCACCAGUGGUUGAAAUAAAGGAGUCGAUUGAAGUUCGCACUUGUGUGGACCCUUCCAAUAAAGUUAUCAGCUACAAUCCAAAGUAUGAAGAGCUUUAUGCACCUGUGGCUGGUCCAGAAAAUCCUUUUAAAACCCAGCAGCAGAGAGCAACAAAAAAUUCAUUGGCAGGAUUUGUGGAGGAGGCACACAUAAACGACUUCCAUUUUGAAUCACAACGGAGAACUUUCACAAGUUUUGGUUAUGCUGUUGAUCCAACACUUAAUGAUCCUGAGGCUGCCAAAGGAAAACUGGUCUCUGUUAAUGCAGAAGAAACAGAGAAAGCAUCUAUUGAAGAUAAGGUAACUGUGUUUGACAAAACCAAAGAAAGAGAAGGUGAUAAACGAAAGCGGAAGAAAAAUGUGGAUGCUGCUGACAUUGACGGGUUUCUUGGACCGUGGGGAGGAUAUCUGGAUGAAAAGAGAAUUACCACACCAUCAGAAGAAGAAAUGGUGGAACUUGAAGAAAUAUUAGCUAAACGUCAAAAGCGAGGCAAGGUCACUGAGGAUAAGUCUAUGGAUGAGAAGUCAAUUCUUCAUAUCAAAGAUGCUUAUGACUAUCAAGGCCGAUCCUUCUUACAUGUUCCUCAAGAUGUUGGUGUGAACUUGAAAUCUGAUGAACCACCAGAGAAAUGUUUCAUUCCCAAAAAGUUGUUACACACAUGGACAGGUCAUACAAAGAGCAUAUCCACUAUCAAAUUUUUCCCAAAAUAUGCACACUUGUUGCUUUCUUGUGGAAUGGACUGCAGAAUAAAGCUGUGGGAAUUCUAUAAUGAAAGACGUUGUAUACGAACUUACAUUGGACAUAAACAAGCUGUUCGAGACAUAUGUUUCAACAACGCGGGAACACAAUUUUUAUCUGCUGGCUAUGACAGAUAUGUAAAACUUUGGGAUACUGAAACAGGAAAGUGCCUUGGCCAAUUUUCAAACAGAAAAAUUGCUUACUGUGUGAAAUUCAACCCAGAUGAUGACAAGCAACACUUAUUUGUAGCAGGCACUUCUGACAAGAAAAUUGUUUGUUGGGACAUAAACUCAAAUGAAAUCGUUCAAGAGUAUGACCGCCAUUUGGGUGCUGUAAAUACAAUUACUUUUGUGGACGAAAAUCGUCGUUUUGUGUCUACUUCUGAUGACAAAAGUCUCAGAGUUUGGGAGUGGGACAUCCCAGUUGAUAUGAAGUAUAUUGCUGAUCCAUCUAUGCACUCAAUGCCUGCAGUGACUUUAUCUCCGAAUGGAAAAUGGCUGGCAUGUCAGUCUAUGGACAACAAAAUUAUGGUGUUUUCUGCUCUGAACAGAUUCAAGCUAAACCGAAAGAAAACAUUUACUGGGCAUAUGGUUGCUGGAUACGCUUGUGGUUUGGACUUCUCACCAGACAUGAGCUACAUAGUUUCUGGAGAUGCUGAUGGUAAAGUUUACGUCUGGGAUUGGAAGACUACCAAACUGUUUAGCAAGUUCAAGGCCCAUGACAACGUUUGUUCAAGUGUCAUUUGGCAUCCUCAUGAAACCUCCAAAAUUGUUUCUGCAGGAUGGGAUGGAACCCUCAAAUUGUGGGAUUAAUUUUUUUUAAAGAAAGCAGCUGUACAUAUUGUUAAUAAAAAAAUAUUUUUUAAGAAAAUGCUUCCUUUUUAUGUACUCACUUUCAGUGAAUACAAUCAAC
Molecule: messenger RNA, 1946 nt
Organism: Uloborus diversus
Lineage: Eukaryota; Metazoa; Arthropoda; Arachnida; Araneae; Uloboridae
Product: pre-mRNA-processing factor 17-like
Exons: 13
Coding region: 125-1846 (573 amino acids)
Biological process (GO): mRNA splicing, via spliceosome
Cellular component (GO): catalytic step 2 spliceosome
Molecular function (GO): mRNA binding; protein binding
Source: RefSeq, a predicted model, not a curated record